AUGGGGAGAAGAGAUGGUUCCUGUGAGCACACAGAAGAGAGAAAAACCUAUGCAGUGCCUCCAGGCACUGUGCUAGAAACAGACCUGCUGGGCCUCCUGGGCCCUCCUGCUCCUUUGGGUCUGGUCUGUGUGAUGGCUGCCUGGUGUAUUUCAGCCCCUGCAGAGAAGAGGGGAGGCUGCCCCUGUCUGAGCCCCUGGGUCGUUGCUGUGAUCUCCAUCCUGGUCCUCAGCACCUGUUUCAUCUCCAGCAUCCUCGUUACCUGGCGUUGGGACACUAGGACACGGCAUGAAGAGCAAGAUAAACUGUCUUGGCUGCGCAGGUAUCCGAAGGAAAAAACUUGUGUUUCAGAGGCAGGGAAAGGGCAAGUCUGGACGUGCUGCCCCAGGGGCUGGGAGCUCUUUCAGGCCAGCUGCUACUACUUCUCUAAUGACAUCAUGACCUGGGAUGACAGUGAGAGGAACUGCACAGGGAUGGACUCCCACCUGGUGGUGAUCAACACAGGAGCUGAGCAGGAUUUCAUCUUCACUCGGGUAAAUGGAACAGUUACAGGCAGCGAAGGAAGGAAUUACUGUAUUGGUCUGACUGAUAAGGAGAAGAAAGGACAGUGGCACUGGGUGGAUGAGACUCCAUAUAACGAUACUGCAGCGUUCUGGAGACCUGGGGAACCCAAUAAUGAUCCCAGUGAGUACUGUGCUGUCAUGCAUGUGGAGGGAAAACAAACCAAACAUGGAAACAGGAAUUGGAAUGACAUCGCAUGUUUCAAACUAUAUAAUCGAAUUUGUGAAACUGCAGCACUUAUAUUUUGAAGAAACCCCAUCCUGGAUAUGAAGCUGGAGAGUCAGCACAUCUCUCGCUUGGGUCAGCUCACAGAGAGAUCUGGCAGGAGGGUUUGGAUCAGCCCUGGGCUAUCAUGACAUUGGGCGUAGGUGGUGGAGGAUGAUGUGGGACCCAAACUCAUUCACUAGAUCAAUUUUGGAAAAAUCUGAAAACUGCUGAAAAUAUCUAAUGUGGAACAAGCCAAAGUGCAGUGAGCUCUGCCUGUGAUGUCAUUGAAGCUCCCAGGAGACUGGUGGAGGAGGCAGGCUGGGAAAGGCAGGACCAGUGGGUUUGCCCUGAGACAUGUUGAAAGGGGGUUUCCUGUUCAUAUUAACCCUGCCAGUCCUGGUCCAGGUAGCAACUUACCAGGAAUAAGGUCCUAUCCAUGCUGCAAAAAUAACUAGGUCUGAUCUUCUUUCCCCUUGACUCUGCUACAACUCAGCUCCCCCUUUUAACAGAAAUGGGGCUUUGUCCGUGUCCCUGUGCAAUGCUAAAACCCUUGAAUGGUCCAAUGCUUUAACGUCACUCAGGGACAAGGGCUUGUCUACACAUGGAAUUGGACUGACUGAACUACAUAGGUUUACAAACAGUUUAGUUCCAUUGGUGCAACCCCCCUGUGUGGAGGCUUUUAUCAUGGUUUAGGACUGAUGCUUUAUACCAAGUCAGUGAGAAAUCACCUAACCUAAAUUACUGUAGGGCUCCUUUAUACAGAAAUAAGAGUGUUCGCAGGGAGGGGGUUGCACCAAUUUAACCCAGUCAGCGUUGUAGCAAAGAGGCAUAGCCUCCCUCGGAGAUUGACAGCAAGGGACGGCCAAACACCCCUAGUGGGUGGAACCAGCAAGGCCAUGCCCACCACACCAGAAGCAGAGGGGUGACACAGGAACAGGAAGUAUAAAAGGCAGGCCUUGUCACUCAGUUGGGCUGGAGCUGCUGAGGGAGACAGAUGCUUCCACUCUGCUGUUGGGUGAGGAGCAGAUAUCUGCUGUCCUGAGGACUUCUGAGCUGCCAGAUGCAGCCAACCUGAGGAGCUGCUGGGAUUGCCACUGGCAGUGUAUCCUGGGGAGAUGGAGAUUGACCCUGGGACUAAGGAACACCUGGAGGGGAGGAAGUAACCUGGGAAAAGCUGACUCCAGUCUGGCAUGUUGCUGCCUGAUCCAAGCUCAGUGUGCUGUGGCUGGAUCCCUGUUGACCCAGUAGUGGAAACUCUGCCACUGUUGGGGCCUGGUGGAAUUGGGUGGGCCUGGGUCCCCCUGCCACCCCACCAAAGGCCAAGAGGCCUGUGUUUGUCUGCUGUGUGCCUGAGCCAGUACGUCAGGCAAUAGACUGUCUGAUGCUCUGGCCCACUGCAUGGGUCAGAGAAACCCUCCUGAGGCCCUAGACUAUUGGUGCUCCACCCGGCCUGAGCCCCUUGACUGUUUGGUGCCCUGUCCUUCCUAGACUAUUCACUGCUCUACCUGGCCUGAGGUCUGAACCUCCAAACUGCUUGGUUCCCUGCCCCGCCUCAGGGUCUGGGCUUAUAGACUAUUCACUACUCUCUCCUGUCUAAGGAUUUGAGCCCUAGAGACAGCGAACUUCCCCCUUCUACAGACUGCUGUUCUAGGUGUGUGACAGCAAAGAGGCAUGGCCUCCCUGGGAGAUUGACAUUGAGGGGAGGCCAUACAUGCAUAUAUGCCUACAAGCAUCUAAACUCAUUUAAUUAAAUUGUGCUGUUUCUCAUGGAAACAAGCCCACAAUUGAAAUCAACAAGAUUGAGCCCUGCUGACACUCUGUUGGGAGACAUUCCUGUUUUAUCUAGGCCUAGGGUGACUAGAUGUCCUGAUUUUAUAGGGACAGUCCUGAUAUUUGGGACUUUGUCUUAUAUAGGUGUCUAUUACCUCCCCACCCCCUGUCCUCACUUUUCACACUUGCUGUCUGGUCACCCUAUCUGGGCCCUCUAAUCUGGCUGUACUUGCAGGGUAGACCAGGCCUAAGCAGUACAGUGAAUAGCUAUUAUUAUUCAUUAUUGUCUGUGAUAAAUAUUUAUAAUUGCUGUGCGAGCAGAAGGGCUGGAAAACCUCUUUUAAAAACACCAAACUGUAAGAAUUAUGGUCACUGAUUCUUGUCAACAGUUUAAAUAUAUUCUUAUUAGAACAAACCAAACCAAAGAUUGUGUUAGAGCCACUAAUACCCUGCUGUGCUGAGGCACAGAAAGAGGGAAGAUUGUACCUCCUAGGCAUUGAAAAGAUCUUCUAGUUCACUCUGGUCUGGGAGCCAGGGCAGGGUCAUUCCCUGCAGCACAUUCUCCACUUCCUUAUCUCACCCUACUUUGAAUGGCUUGAGCAAUGAGGUUUCCACCACUUACUUGAAGAGGUGUCAAUCCUGUUCAUGGAUUUAGAGGAUGUAUGUAUGA
Molecule: messenger RNA, 3206 nt
Organism: Trachemys scripta elegans
Lineage: Eukaryota; Metazoa; Chordata; Testudines; Emydidae
Product: C-type lectin domain family 6 member A-like
Exons: 5
Coding region: 1-807 (268 amino acids)
Biological process (GO): antifungal innate immune response
Cellular component (GO): external side of plasma membrane
Molecular function (GO): carbohydrate binding
Source: RefSeq, a predicted model, not a curated record